Molecule: messenger RNA, 7716 nt
Organism: Ruditapes philippinarum (Manila clam)
Lineage: Eukaryota; Metazoa; Mollusca; Bivalvia; Venerida; Veneridae
Product: N-acetylgalactosaminyltransferase 7-like
Cellular component (GO): Golgi apparatus
Source: RefSeq, a predicted model, not a curated record
AACUUUGCACCGGCAGGGAAUUCCCGACCUCGAUUUGAAACGUACACAGAGGAUUCCCGUAAAAUUGUUGACAUGCAAAGUUAUUUUGCAUACUUACUUUACGUGCAUUUAAUAAGAAAGUUUGCCUGAAUGUUAAUUGUAUAAAUUGAUCAUAAUUACGCGCAUGGUCAGUGGUAGUUUAUUAUUCUGUGCGUUAUCUUAGGAACACUUGAGCCACGUUGACAAGUUGCUGUCAAUCAGGGACAGAAGACGGGAGACAACCUAAUGUUUGACAAGUGCAAGUGAUAAGAACAUUUUUCAAUUUUUCUCGAAGAAAACAGAAAAAAACUUAUUAAAAAUGAGGUUAAGAUUUCGAAAGAGUUUAUUAAUAAAGUUGGGCGUUUUGACUCUGGUGUUAUUGUUUACUAUACCAUAUUUUGUGAGUAAACUGGAUGAUACUAGCAGACAAGAAAGUCUCAAGUACAGGGCAUGGAAUAAGCUGGCAAAUGAUGUCAAGGAGAUGCUUCCAUUUAACGAUCCAAAGAAAAAUGUGAUUGCAAAUCCACUAGAAUUACCAGGAUCUGCAAAUGACUCCUCUGUUCAUAAAGUAUAUGGACCAAAAAGCAUCUUUAGAUCAGGUGUUCUUGGUAAUUAUGAGCCAGACUACAAGAUAAAACAUGGGCCAGGUGAAGGUGGACAGCCUGUGUUCACAACAAUGGAGGAAAAGUCUGCAGCUGACAGGUCAACUCAUGAGUUUGGGUUUAAUAUGGUAAACAGUGACAAGAUAUCCCUUGACAGAACUAUACCUGAUACUAGGAUGGAUGAAUGUAAAUAUUGGCAAUAUCCAGAGAUCAGUAAACUGCCAUCGGCCAGUGUUAUAUUGGUGUUCCACAAUGAGGGAUGGUCCACCCUGAUACGUACCGUACACAGUGUGGUCAACAUGUCUCCACCAGAGCUCCUGAAAGAAGUUGUAAUGGUAGAUGACUUUAGUGAUAAAGAGCAUUUAAAAGGCAAAUUAGAAGACUAUAUCAAUGAGUAUAAUAAGAAACAUAACAAUGUUGUGAAGUUGUUCAGAAACAGCGAACGAUUAGGUCUCAUUGGAACUCGUACACGAGGUGCUGAGCUGUCGACAGCAGAUGUUAUAGUUUUCCUGGACGCUCAUUGUGAAUGUAACAGAAACUGGUUAGUCCCUUUACUAAGCCGGAUCGCAUAUGACAGAACUAUUAUGACCGUCCCUAUAGUUGAUGGUAUAAACUGGGACAAUUAUGCCUAUGCCUCGGUGUAUGGUGCAGCAACUGCCCAUCAUAGGGGCAUAUUUGAGUGGGGAUUUCUAUAUAAGGAGAGCCAGGUGCCGCUGAAAGAGCUACGUCGACGGGAACAUAAUAGUGAACCCUACAGAGCUCCGACACAUGCUGGAGGAUUAUUCGCCAUAGAUCGUAAAUACUUCUUUGAGAUGGGAGCCUAUGACGAAGGUCUUCAGAUAUGGGGCGGUGAAAACUUUGAACUUUCAUUUAAGAUCUGGCAAUGUGGAGGUAGUAUAGAAUGGGUGCCAUGUUCUAGAGUUGGCCAUGUAUAUAGAAAUCAUAUGCCUUAUGGUUUUGGAAAAAUUGAUCAUAAAAUUCCUGUCAUAUUAUUGAAUUAUAUGAGAGUGGUUGAAGUAUGGCUUGAUGAUGAAUUUAAAGAAUAUUUUUAUACAAGAGAACCAAGUGUUCGUGGGUACCCAAUCGGAGAUGUAUCAAAACAAUUAAAGUUUAAAAAAGACAAGAAUUGUAAAAGUUUUAAAUGGUUUAUGGACAAUAUAGCAUAUGAAGUUUAUGAUAAAUUCCCCAUUUUACCACCAAAUAAAGCAUGGGGAGAGGUAAAACAGAAAAAAGGGUAUGCUGUGCUGGGAACACUCGGUCAGUCAGUGGGGGCGGCCCUAAUAGGAGUCAGUCACUGUCAUCACUUUGGUGGUAACCAGAUGUACAGACUUAAUGUCAAAGGUCAGAUUGGAGUAGGAGAACGAUGUAUUGAGGCCCCAUCAGGGGACACCCUGCAUAUGAGUUUCUGUGAUACACAGCCUGUAGGCCCCUGGGAGUGGGACGAGCAUACUGGUCUUAUGAAACAUACCAACUAUGGUAAAUGUGUGGAGGCAGGAGGAGAUAACAAGCUGCAUUUAGUGAGGUGUGACCCAGCUAAAUCCUCACAAUCAUGGACAAUAAAUGAAAUAAAAACUUGGCAGAGAUGAUGAUUUAAAUUACACACUAUUAAAAUUAUCGUUGUCCAGGGCGAGGCUAUUGUAUCUGUGACUUUAUUUUAUAUAUAGUUACAAUAUUCUUGCAUUGAGACGAGGUUAUACUAUUUGUUAAAGUGGCAGGCUCUGAAAUUGAUAUCACCCACCACUAUUCAUUUUUAGUCAUGUAUAGAAAUUGUGUUAACAUUUGUUUCAUCAUGCUUAUCAUAGUCUUAGAUAGUUAACUAGCAAAUGAUGAAAUGAUUGUAUAGAUAUGACGCAUUACUUUACAAUGUUAGUAAUUGCUGCAAAAUCAUUUUUAUUUGUGGGGCAAUAAUUUUCGUGAUUUUCGAGGAUAGGACAAUUCACGAAUUUAACAUCCAACGAAAAUUUAUUUUUCUGCUGUAAGAUUAUUUUGUAUCAUAUAUACAUUUUACCUUUUUAAAAAAAUAGACAAUUUAAGAACCUACAAAAAUGUUCUGUGUGACAAAACCACGAAAUUUCAUGCCUACGAAAGUAAGUAAAUUCACAGUACGCAAUUCGUAAUUGUUUUUUACAGAUAAACAUUAUCUUAUACUUAACACAUAAUAUUUUGAUGCCAUAAAACAUAGGAUAAGGGUAAAAUAAAUUGUGAUUACAUAUUAUUAUUAUUAUUAUUAUUAGAUGUUGAAAAAUUUUAUGCCACUACAUGUAUUUUUGUUUGCACUAACUAAAGGUUACUAUGUUAAUUCAAUUAUUGUUUUUUUUUUUUUUAAAUGAAAUGUAGUUAAGCAUGAAUCCAGAGGUCAUUUACUAUCUGUUUAAAUCAACAGGAGAAAGUGAUGAAUCAAAUUGUGUGAAGUAAUUUCUUACCAUCUCAUUUAUUUUUGCUUCGAAGUUGUAUAUACCGGUAUGAGUUUUGAUGGCACUGUUUAACUUACAUCCUUUUGUGUCUAUUUACCAAAGAAGGGUGAUUUAGAUGCUUAUAGAAAAGUGUGACAACUUUUCAGCAUAUUUGAAAGAAACAUUCUCUAUGAUGUCAUUGAUGACAUCAUUUAAUAUGUCAUUAAUAUUGUAUGAUGCUUUUGCGUACUUUACUCAAAAUAUUUAGCCUGCCAAUUUAGAAUAGAUGCAUACAAUACAUUUCAUUUCCUAUGUUUACAAUAUUUUUGUCAGUUUUGUGACACAUUACAAUUUCAUACUUACUGUAAAUUUCACUUGUAUGUACAGAGUGGUGAUGUAAUGAAGAAGUUUUUGUUAUCAUGCAAUUCAUGGAAUAUUGAUACUUGAAACAUCUGUUACAGAACAUGAUACUGAGUUUUUAUUAAGAAUUACCAUCUACCAUUGUUAUAUAUAGAUUUUUAUAAUGUAGGAAGAUGAAAUGUUACCUGUAAUAUGAUCUGCCCUCUAAUAAAUAACCUCUAAUUACUGAUUGUGUCAAUAGAAAGUCGUGGUAACAGAUGUGCUGAAUUUGAUUCAUCCUUUUGAUUAAUGCAUGCAUACAUGUAUAUGCAGACAUUUAUUGUCCCAGUUGUGAAUGGUUUGUAUUCAGUUUUAUAUAAAUCAUACAUAUUUGUAGUCACUACCUAGACAAGAAGGUGACAGAUAUGUAUUUCAAUUUAAUGCCAUGAAAUCAACAGCUGGGUGUGUGGCAUGUUGUUGGCUUUAUUUUGUCUGUUUUGGCUCUCUCCUUCUAUAAACUGCUUUUAUCCUUGACCAUAGAACUUUUGUGAUAGAGACUGGAGUCUUCAUAGUUAGACACAGCAUUAUUCUGGUAGAGAGCUUUAUUUUGAGAAAUCAACAUGUGACCUUGACCCCUCAUAAUGACAUUGAUCCUCAGGUAUGUCAAUUUUUUUCUCAAUUUAUAUUUGAGGGAUACAAGGGUAUUCUGUUUUAACUUACACAUCUGGAUAAGAAAAGGUAUGAUCAUUAGGUACAGUCUGAGAGUGCAAUUUACGUGAUAGUUUCUAUAAUGAAAUUUGGUAUUUUUGUUACAUCAUUUAGUGUAUUACCUGUAGAAUGUGGUAGAUGUACUUUAUGAUGUAGUGCUUACACUAUGUGUUUUAAGUGUUAACAUUAUAUAAUAUUUAGUGCUUACACUAUAUAAUAUAGUGCUUACACAGUGUGGUGUUAUGUCUAUAAUUCAAAAUGUAGUGCUACCUAUGCUAUGUAAAUUGUUGUAGUGCUUGCACUAUAAUGUAGUGCUUGCUAUUAUGUAGUGCUUGCACUAAAAAUUGUGAUGUAGUGUCUUCACUAUGUGAUGUAAUGAUGUGGUGCUCACAUUGUAUAAAGUAGUAUGUUUAUAAUAUGAUAUAGUGCUUACACUGUGUUAUGUAGUGUUUACACCAUAUGAUAUAGUGCCUUCACUAUGUAAUGUGGUGCUUACACUAUAAUCAUAUAUUGCAGUUUUUUUGCUCUAGUAAUGUUUACAUUUGCAUUUCUAGUGUUGUCACAUAGUUUGUUUAUUCGGAAAAUAGCGUUCACUUCAGAAUUUAGGGAGUUCAGACACUAUAAACUAUAGUGUUUAGUGCUUUUGGUAUAGAGAGUGCUUUCACUAUUUUUAUCACUGAAGAAUGAGUGUUUAUUAUUGAAUAUAGUGUUGCCUCUGUGUAAACCAGUGCUGUCACUGUAAUAGUUUGUUACCAUGUAAUAUAUAGUGUUCACUUUGCUGCAUUAAAAAUAUAAAUGUAUAUUGUCACUAUCUAAGCUAGUGCUAUUGCUGAAUUGAUAUUUAAACAUGGAAUAUAGUGUGUUCACUAUGUAAACCAGUGAUGUCACUGUAAUGGUAUUAUUACCAUGUUAUAUAGUGUUUUUCACAUUGCCAUAAGGUGUUGGGAUACUACUUAAUUUUAGUGAAAAAUGAUAUGUUACUUUUAUAUAGAUAAUGUUGAUUUUUCAUAUGUUUAGAAGAUAUUUUUGAGAAUUAAGUGAUCUUCCAUGGACUUUAUUUAUACACAUUUAUGUACAUGAUCUUAUAACAUUUAUUUGACGCCAGACACUAACAGCUUUUAAUUGAUUUUUCUUUUUUUUCAUGUUAAAACUAUUUCAUGUUAAUCUGUUUACAGAUAUUCUUUGUUACGCUGUAACCUGCUGAAUUUAUGUAAUGGAUUAGCCCAGGCUUUGAAUUUGGAACAGGCCAUUCAAUGUUUUAGGGAUUUCAAUAUUAAAACACAAAAAUUGAGCUACCACCAGUAAAGAACCUGGUCAGAUUGCAUGGAAGUGCCGGUUGGCUUGGCUCUAUACUGGUGACCAAGGGUAUUCAUUUGCAUUUUCAGCAAGUUACGAGUUAAAAUGACAUAUGAUUUGUUGUUUUUAUCUAGAUUGAAAUUUUGUAUUUUAAUAUAUUAAUGUAGGUUUACGUUACCACUUAAUCAAAUCUUGUAAUACAGCAAUACUUACAGGGAAAAUCUUAUUCUGAUUUUAACAGCGAGUAAGGAAAAUAAAUUUUAUUUUGAUACAUGAAAUACCUGGGUUCAUCAGUGAAAUAUAUGUAUAAUUUAUAUCACUUACUGUGAUAACUCAUUGGUGAAAAUAAAUAAAAAGUAAAUUUCUUCGUGUUUUUAUUUAUUUUUUUUCUUUUACUAUAGGAUCAUAGUAAGGGUAAAAUUUUACACAACCAGCUUAAAAAUAAAAAUGUCUACUUAACAUUACUAGACUGUGCUAGGUAGCAUGAUUGUUCCAAUAUAUAAAAUCACUACAUAAGGCAGUCAAUUUAUUUUGCUUUGCAGGUUUUGAAAAAAAUAUUUGAAAACUUAACAAUAUAGGUUAGGUUAACCUGAAAUUAUUGUCUUGACUAGAUAUAGAUUUGAUUGACUACUGUAUUAUAUUUAUUUUUCUUUGUCUUCAUUUAUAAAUUAUGCUGGAAGUACAGUCUAGUCAACCUCUCAUCUGGAAAGUUGUCAUAUCUGCCUGAAAUUUAUUUGAUAUGUCCCCCCUCACAGUUUUUGCAAAACUUCACUUAUUGACAUUUUAUUCUCUGGCUUUUGAAUACUAACAUAUCAUUGGUCAACAUAUUUCCUUAAAGCUUAUUUAUGCUGUUUAACUUUUCAUCUCAUUGUUUAAGUAUGUAGAUUUCACUUUGAAAAUUGAAAACAAAAUCAAUGUACCCUUUACAGACACAUGACUGUUACCUCAUGAAGAAUUGUGUACAAGCAAUUUAAGUCAUUCUAACAUUUGUUUUGUAAAAGACUUUUAGUAUAUGAAAUUAAUAUAAUUAUAUACAAUUUCUUUGAAAAGUACUGUAUAUAAUCAGUUCAAUAAAAACAAACACUUUUCUUAGCUUUCUUGUUUAUUUUAUUGGAGGUAUGGUCCUUUAUGUCAGGUACUUGUCUGAUAUCUACAAAUAUUUUAUGGUCAUGAGUAAGAAGAAAAUGGGGAUAUUUUGCAUGGUUUUCAAUAGGUAUUGUAAUAUAUGUAUUUGUUAAACUUACAGUAACUGUUCAACAAUUGAUAUUCUUUUUCCACCAUCAAUAUCAAUUCAAAAUUGAUAUUUCACAUGAAGUUUAGUUUAUUUCUCUAUCAAAGCCAUUACCAUGACACUGUUCAUAAAUAAUUAUUUGCCAUAUUUUUUUUAGCUUACAUUUAUUUGACAUUACACUUACUUGUCAUUUUGACUUAGGUUGCUGGCAGGAUUUUUAUUACAUUUAGCAUUAAUUUCUAUAAAUUAUACUAUUCAGGAAUCAUUCAUGAAUUUCUGUGUUAAAUUGAACCAGUAUUAUAUCAUUCAUGUUAAUAUUAAUAAUGCACUAAGACAUAUUCUACAGUAUUUUUUCUUCUAUCGGGGUAUGACAAAACAGAAACUAAGAAUAGACAAAGAAAGUUGGAAUAGGUUUAUCCUAUUCAUAGGGUUAAGAUAUUUUAUAAAAUCUUUUAAGGGAAUUUGUUGAGUGUUGUUAACAGAUAUGUUUAAGAAGAUAAUUAUGUUUUCAAACAGACAUAAAAUUUUGAAAUAUAGAUACCGUGUUAAAACAGCUGAUAGUUAGUUGUUGUUGUUUUUUUUAAAUCUAUCCUAUACAUAUAUACAUGUACUGUUCUUUGUAAAUUUUGUUUUUGUUGUAUAUACCAAUUAAAGAUGACUGUUAAACCACCAAAUUAUCAUGUUGAAACUAUUCCUUGUUGUCAUUUCUUCAACUUAAACCUUAUCAUGCUAAAUACCUAAAAUGGACUUAUCCAUCUUCAUUCUGGUCAAGUCCAUUCAUAAAUAACAGGGAAAAUUUCCAAGAAUAGUAAACAGUGCAGACCAUGAUCAGACAACAUGGCAUGGCUGGCUGAACUUGGUCUGCACUGGUUGCAUGGGUAGAAUCAGUUAGUCACUAGGCCAAGGGUUAAUGCAUUUAAAUAAUAAUUUGUUUUAAAGAUACAUUCAUGUUUUUAACAGUGUUCUGCUCCCAGGUUUUUCUACCACUGGUGUUUAUGAAGAAAAUUUGAAAAUGGGCAAUUUUAUUCCAAUAUUUUUCGCGAUGUUUAAUCUAAAUCUGAUUUUGUCAUUGUAUGUUUGUAUUAGACUGGAAAAAAAGUCAGUGACAAUAAAUGUUAUAUUCUGAAGA